AUCUCGUAUAAUGUUAUUUGUAAAUACCUGGAGAUAACAAGUGAAGAACCUACAAAUAUUAUAAAUCGGUUUAAUUCCAAAUUUAUUUGUAUGUUGAUUGGUGCAUGACCAUCGACGCUGUCGGUUAACCCGUAUGAUUCUCUCCCUCUCAAACUCAAAGUGUAACGUAAAACCAAACACCCCAUAACAAACUUUCAUACCUUUCACGCAGAUCCGGUCACACCAACCAACCGCCGAUCGGAUUUCUGACCGGCGUUAACAUCCAUCAUGGCGGCAUCACGGCGUCUGCGUGACCUGCAAUCGCAACCCGCAAACAGGAUCUGCGUUGAUUGUUCACAGAAGAACCCUCAGUGGGCCUCCGUUUCCUACGGCAUCUUCAUGUGUCUUGAAUGUUCCGGCAAGCACCGCGGCCUCGGUGUUCAUAUCUCCUUUGUUCGAUCCGUUACCAUGGAUUCCUGGUCCGAAAUCCAGCUUUCUAAGAUGGAAUGUGGCGGGAACGACAAACUUAACGGUUUUUUGAAUAUGUAUGGGAUACCCAAGGAGAUUGAUAUUGUUGUUAAGUAUAAUUCCAAUGCGGCCUCCGUUUAUCGCGAUCGGAUCCAAGCUCUCGCGGAGGGUAAGGAAUGGCGGGAUCCGCCGGUGGUGAAGGAGAAGUUGAAGAAAGGUGGUGGUGAUAAGAAACCGCCGGUGUCGGGUGGUGGUGGAGCUAGAGUUAGUAAUAGUCAUGGGAAUGGGGGAUGGGAUGAUAGUUGGGGGGAAGGUGGUUUUGAGGAUGAGAAUUGUAGGUGUGGGGAUAAUAUGAGGAGGAACAAUUCGGUUGGGGAUUUUAGGAGCGGUGGCGGUGGUGGUGGGGCGCCAGCUAGAUCAAGAUCUACGCAGAGUUUGGGUUCGCAGUCGCAGUUGGAGGCUUCUGUGGUUGGAAAAGAGGAAUAUUUCGCUAGGAAGAUGGCGGAGAAUAAGUCGAAGCCAGAAGGAUUGCCGCCUUCGCAGGGAGGGAAGUAUGUCGGGUUUGGGUCGUCUCCAACUCCUACACCGCGUAAUGAUUCUCAAGGGGAUGUGUUUUCUUCGGUUACCCAGGGACUCGGUAAGUUGUCUGUCGUUGCGGCAUCUGCUGCACAGUCGGCUGCUAACGUGGUUCAAGCCGGCACAAAGGAACUAACAACAAAGGUGAGAGACGGGGAUUACAACGUCAACGAAACGGUCAAUGUUGUUACCGCAAAAACCACUGAAAUCGGACACAGGACAUGGGGAAUGGUGAGAGGCGUAAUGGCGUUAGCUACACAAAAGGUAGAAGAGUACGCCAAAGAAGCCGGUACCCCUCGUAAAACUGAUGACUGGCCAAGAAACAAAAACCAAGGUGACCGGUUUAGUCAAGAAUUAAAAUCUUGGAAUUUGAAUGGUGGGAAUGGUGGUGUCUCGGUCAACAGCUCAUCGGGUAGGAACGCUGGUUCCAGUGCUUGGGACGAUUGGGAUAAUGACGGGUACAGAAAGCAUGCGUCUGAUAACGGAGAUAGCUGGGCAGGUUGGGAUGACGAUAAAGAUGAUGAUGAUAGUUUUGGCCAAGCACCGUCUAACGGUAAAACCGCUACUACUCAAAGUGGGAAGUCAGAUGGAAACUGGUCUGGUGCAGGCUUUCAUUAAGAAAUUUGUCUUUUAAAUUUAACUUGUUGAGUAAGGGUUCUGUGUUGAAAGAAGUUAAAGUUUAUACUACACAUGUACAAUUGUGAACAAAGGGUUGGUAAGUUGUCCAACUAAAAGAUAAGUAAUGCUUAUUAUAUCUUUUGAUCA
Molecule: messenger RNA, 1788 nt
Organism: Helianthus annuus (common sunflower)
Lineage: Eukaryota; Viridiplantae; Streptophyta; Magnoliopsida; Asterales; Asteraceae
Product: ADP-ribosylation factor GTPase-activating protein AGD7
Exons: 4
Coding region: 268-1641 (457 amino acids)
Biological process (GO): vesicle-mediated transport
Molecular function (GO): GTPase activator activity
Source: RefSeq, a predicted model, not a curated record